CUUGACUUGAAGUUGAUGAUAGAAUCUUUACUGUUCACGAUGGAUCUAAGAAGAGAAGAUUUAGUUUGGAUGAGGAAACAGUACAACAGUACAUAUGUCUUUCAACACUCAAAUAUCAGAACUGAUGUUCCUAGGUAAGACUUUUACCUGUGACACACCAAGCAACCAACAUGUCUGCCCAGGAAGUGUUUGAGAAGAAGGUCGAAAAGGGGAUGAGUUCUUGUUAUCGUCCUCGGCCUGUUACUACCGAGAAACCAACUGAUGGUAGUAUGCACUUUACUAUCAUGAAGCAUCCAAAAGAAGCUUUGGAUGUGAUGAGUACUUUACGUCGUCUGACAAAAUUGUGCGAUGUGACGUUACUUGUUGGCGAGGAAAAGAUCCUUGCGCACAAAAUUGUACUUGCAGCGGCUAGUCCGUAUUUCCGUGCAAUGUUUACUGGUGGCAUGCGGGAAGAAGAGAUGUCCACUAUCCCACUGCAUGGAAUAUCACAUCAUACACUUAGUGUUCUUAUAGACUUCGCUUAUACAGCUGAAGUUCGAGUUAACGAAAUGAAUGUAUGUUACUUAUUACCUGCAGCCACCAUGUUCCAGAUGAAUCAUAUAGUUGAAGCUUGUAGUGUGUUCCUUGAGCACCAACUUGACUGUAGUAACUGUAUCGGUAUCUCUGACUUUGCCAGUGAACAUGGCUGUCUUGAAUUGGAAACCAAAGCUAGAGAAUUCAUAUACAGAAACUUUUCUGAAGUGAUAAAAUGUGAUGAGUUUCUUAUGCUAAAUCCAGGUCAGCUUAUUAACCUCAUCAAGCAUGAUGAGCUGAACAUUAAUUGUGAGUCUGAGAUUUUCAAUGCUGUGAUACGUUGGGUGCAACAUGAUGCAGAGAAGAGGUUGUGUAAGCUAGAAGGACUAUUGUAUGCUGUUAGGUGCCAUUUUCUGUCCCCUCAUUUCCUUGAAAAACAAUUAACAUCAUGUAACAUUUUAAAGAAAAUGCCCCAGUGCCAGGAAUAUUUGUCAAAGAUCUUCCAGGGUCUGAAGCUUCACCAGACUUGUCCAGAGAAACCAAGAAAACCUUGUUCUCCUUUGGUAGUGUUUACAGCAGGGGGGUACCUCAGACAAUCUCUUAGUAAUUUUGAAUGUUAUAAUCCCUGUACAAAACAAUGGACUCGUUUGCCAGACCUCCCCACACCACGGAGUGGGUUAUGUGCUUGUCUUGUGAAAGGGUCUUUUUAUGCAGUGGGGGGAAGGAACAAUUCACCCGAUGGAAACAUGGACUCCAAUUCAAUGGAUGUGUUUGAUCCGAUCCGAAACAUGUGGUUUUCUAAGUGUCCGAUGGCUGUACCAAGGAACCGUGUGGGUGUAGGUGUGAUUGACAACAUGAUUUAUGCAGUUGGCGGAUCACAAGGACAGCAGCAUCACAGUACUGUGGAAAGGUAUGAUCCUGACCAUGAUCGCUGGACGAUGGUGGCUUCCAUGGGGUCUAAGAGGAUCGGUGUGGGAGUGGCUGUUGUAAACAGACUCAUGUAUGCAGUCGGAGGCUAUGAUGGUUCAAAUCGGCUACGGAGCAUGGAAUGUUAUGACCCUGAAAAGGAUGAAUGGAAAUUUAAGGCUCCUAUGAACACAACACGCAGUGGUGCUGGUAUUAUUGGAAUGGACUGCCAUGUAUAUGCUGUUGGAGGUUAUGACAGCAAUUGCCAGCUUAGGACAGUGGAGCGGUACUGUACUAUGUCCAAUAAGUGGGAGUUUGUGGCCAAUAUGAGGAGUCCUCGGAGUGCCCUCAGUGUGGCCGUCCUCGGGGGCAAACUGUAUGCUUUAGGUGGAUAUGAUGGUAAUGAUUUCCUCUCAUCAGUGGAGUGUUAUGAUCCAGACAAGAAUGAGUGGGUAGAAGUUACGAACAUGACUUGUGGCCGAAGUGGUCACGGCGUUGCAGUUGGUGCAGAACCUUGUCGCAGCUGACAUCAGUAAUAUUCUUGCAUCUGAUUGGACAGUUUGAAUACAGAUGUAAAGCUGUGUAGGACUACAUUGUGAAGGAUUUAAAUCUCUGAUAUUUCUGAAAAGAAGGUCUGCUGUGAUAGUAACUGGACCGGCAAGCUGACUGAUGUACUGGUUCAGGUUUGGGAAACGCUGUCACUUGGAAAUCUUAUUGUUGUCUUCUAGUUCCCAUUAAAUUCACAAUCAAAAACAUACCCACAUGGAUUGCCAUCUACAAUCAAAUUGUUCAGAAACAAAAUGAGAAUCUCCUUCUAAUUUACUGUGUUACCAAAUAUAGACUGAUGAGUUACAGAAAUGCCCUUUCGCUGAUGAGACAUUCCAUUUUCAGAUUUAAUUUUUUAUUUUGGAGAGGGUGGGGAAUUCUGAAUAUUCCUGUAUUUAUUUGCUUCAUUAAAUAAGGAAUUUAAUUUCAUACAGAUGAGACUUGUUCAAAAUGAUGUUUAUCCAUUUCUUGCCUGAUAGAGUAACAAACAAACUCUAUAAAUUAAUCGCUAUAGAUAAUGGAACCAUGUGUUACACGAGUAUUUCUGUAGGUAGUAUGACAGCUAAAUAUUUAAACAUAAUCUUCAUGUUUUGAUAUGACAUGAUUACUGGUAAAAAUGUCACCAAAACAACCCAGUUACUUUCUGAAACAUCUGAUUAAGAAAAAAAUUUCAUUUUAGAAUUUGUUUAA
Molecule: messenger RNA, 2655 nt
Organism: Ylistrum balloti
Lineage: Eukaryota; Metazoa; Mollusca; Bivalvia; Pectinida; Pectinidae
Product: kelch-like ECH-associated protein 1
Exons: 5
Coding region: 171-1946 (591 amino acids)
Molecular function (GO): protein binding
Source: RefSeq, a predicted model, not a curated record